This is a messenger RNA of Nerophis ophidion (straightnose pipefish), 2297 nucleotides long. It is a transcript of the gene commd2, whose product is annotated as COMM domain containing 2. The transcript has 6 exons. The record is from RefSeq and is a predicted model, not a curated record. NCBI's taxonomy places the organism in Eukaryota, Metazoa, Chordata, Actinopteri, Syngnathiformes, Syngnathidae. The coding region runs from base 119 to 730 and encodes 203 amino acids.
AUAAGAGACGUCUGCGCAGACGCCAGUGUAGAAGAAGAAAUAAAAGCACGGGACUUUUUCCGGUUAGCGAGCAUAAAAUGUGUGUCGAGUAUUGUUGCAGGAACACUCGGGAGUGAAGAUGCUGCUGGUUCUGUGUGACGAGCACAAGGAACACCUCGCCUUCCUGCACAAAGUGGACGCAGCAGUUGUUGGAGAGUUUGGUCGCAUCGCUUUGGAAUUCCUGAGGAAAGGAGCUAGCCCAAAAAUCUAUGAGGGAGCUGCCAGGAAGCUGUGUGUGGCUGUGAAGAUGGUGCAGCACGGGGUGGAGGGCCUCAUGUUCCUCAUGACUGAGAGCUCCAAACACAUGCUUUCUGAGGUGGACUUUUUGGACUCCGUGCGGGCUCUGGACUUUGGUGACGACCUCAGCCAGACUCUCCUGCAGAUGUACCAGCAGAAUCAGAAUGAGAUCCGCAGCAUCCUGAGUCUGGUUCCUUCCAACUUGCCCGCUUACCAUAACCUGGAGUGGAGACUGGAUGUACAGUUGGCGAGUCGCUCCCUCCGCCAGAUGGUGGCGCCCAUGUUGACCACCAGGCUGCUCCUGACACGCAGACUCGGCUCCUGCACGGAACACAGCAGCAGGGUUCUACAGGUGGACCUCAGCACCCUCCUGCACUUCAUCUCCGUGCUGGAGGGGGCUCUCGGGGCCAUGAAAACCACCCACGCUCGGCGGAUUUUACGUAGCAUAAAAUAACCUCCCGGUUGCCGAGCUGAAGGAGCACCAACUGGACUGACUGUGUCCGAGAUGUUGUGUUCUUGUCAACAGCGGGCAUGCAUGGUUGGUACUUUGCAUCGGAAUGGGAUGUCAGGGACCAUCCUUUACUGCAGUCCAACAAAAACACAGGAAGUGACAUCACAUUACCUACAGAGACCAUCCUUUACUGCAGUCCAACAAAACCACAGGAAAUGACAUCACAUAACCUACAGAGACCAUCCUUUACUGCAGUCCAACAAAACCACAGGAAGUGACAUCACAUAACCUACAGAGACCAUCCUUUACUGCAGUCCAACAAAAACACAGGAAGUGACAUCACAUUACCUACAGAGACCAUCCUUUACUGCAGUCCAACAAAACCACAGGAAGUGACAUCACAUAACCUACGGACGAUAAUUUGUUUUUGUUUUUCUUGGAACUGAAUUUUGGUAACUGACUUUUUGUAUUUGAAUUUUGUGAACUUAUUUUUUACAUCCAAUUAGGCUUGCAAUUUUAUUGAAAACAAUUUAAUGUAAAAAAAAAAAUAUCUGCGUAAAAAAAACUUCAGUGCAGAAAUAUUUGUUGCUUCAAAACUCAAGACACACUUCUGGUAAUUUAAGACCGAGGCACCUUGUUGGGUACUUCUGAGAGUGCUUAAGUCAGGGGUCCUAAAUCCAGCCCACGGGAAGUCUGGAGCUAAAAAAAUUAAAGAAAACAUUUUUGUUUUUAUUUUUAUUUGUCCUUUCUAAUCCAUUUUCUACCACUUAUUACUCUUGGGGUCUCCUAACUGCUCAGACAAAUUAUAUUGUUUAAAAAUGCAUUUUCCCAUAAAUAACGUGAUGUCCAUCCAUCCAUUUCUCUACCGCUUUUUCCCUUUUGGGGUCGCGGGGGGCGCUGGCGCCUAUCUCAGCUACAAUCGGGCGGAAGGCGGGGUACACCCUGGACAAGUCGCCAUCUCAUCGCAGGGCAUAACGUGAUGUCAUUACGCUCAAUUAAUGUGAGGAAUACACACACACACACACACACACACACACACACACACACACACACUCACACUCACACACAAAUAUUUGUACCCAAUGCGGCCCCCCAGUCAAAAAGUUUGUGGACCCCUGCCUUAAGUAUUAAUUUACUGGAAAUUAGUCUUGAGGUUUUUUUUCACAUUUUUCUGCACCAAAUUUUGUUUACAAUGAAUUUUUGUAUUAUUUUUUUUUUUUACACUAAAUUUGUACUAAAUUCAUUUGAAAACCUUAUUUUGAAAAAACUGUUUUUUUUUUAAACAUACACAUUUUGCUCAAAAAUCUUUAUUCAAUGAAAUGAUCAGCAUAUUUGGAUGUAAAAAAAAAGAAAAAAAAAAAGAAGCAUUUAGCAGGAAAAAAACGCAAAAAAGUCUGUGUAAAAAGAAAGAAAAACAAACUUUGGUAUCAUGGACACAAAUGAAGUGUCCACACACGUCCUCACUUCUUAGCUCAGCUAACUUUUUACAAUUGUGUGUAACUAAAGAACAUUGACAUGUAAAAUCAAACAUUCCCUGUAUAGUAAAACUUAUAUGAUGGCCGCAUCUUCA